This is a messenger RNA of Protopterus annectens (West African lungfish), 1359 nucleotides long. RefSeq names its product twist-related protein. The record is from RefSeq and is a predicted model, not a curated record. The transcript has 2 exons. Gene Ontology annotation, biological process: regulation of transcription by RNA polymerase II; developmental process. Bases 195 to 710 code for a protein of 171 amino acids. Gene Ontology annotation, molecular function: RNA polymerase II transcription regulatory region sequence-specific DNA binding; protein dimerization activity; DNA-binding transcription factor activity, RNA polymerase II-specific. NCBI's taxonomy places the organism in Eukaryota, Metazoa, Chordata, Ceratodontiformes, Protopteridae.
AAACACGUCGCUGGCUGCAAAGGAUUUUGGAUAUUGCUGUCACAUCAUCUGGUCUUGGCUAAUUGAUUUCUCAAACGUCUUCCUGCAGUUCAAAUACUGUCCGCCUGUCCCUGAUCGAUCUUUGUUUAUAUGCUGUUGCAGGUAUUUGCUGAUAACAUUACUGUGGUCCACGUUUCCUAAACUCCAAGAGCUAAAUGUUUGAAGAAAUGAUGCAGGACGAGUCUAGCUCCCCCGUGUCCCCCGUGGACAGCUUAAGCAAUAGCGAGGAAGAGCUGGACAGGCAGCAAAAAAGGUGUGGGGGAAGGAAAAGGAGAUCGAGUCGGAAAAAUGGGGAGGACUCGGAGAGCCCCACCCCAGGCAAACGAGGAAAGAAGUCGUCAAGCAGCAACGGCAGCAGCCCACAAUCCUAUGAGGAGCUACAGACCCAACGAGUCAUGGCAAAUGUUAGGGAACGCCAGAGGACCCAGUCCCUAAACGAAGCUUUCGCUGCCCUGCGUAAGAUCAUCCCCACACUCCCUUCGGACAAGUUGAGCAAGAUCCAGACCCUCAAGCUAGCAGCCCGUUAUAUCGAUUUCCUCUGCCAGGUGCUACAAAGCGAUGAGUUGGACUCCAAAAUGGCCAGCUGCAGCUAUGUGGCCCACGAGAGACUCAGUUACGCAUUUUCUGUGUGGAGGAUGGAGGGGGCCUGGUCCAUGUCAGCAUCCCACUAGUGCUUCUGCAUUCAGGCCAACAAAGCAGCUCCAAAGAAGACGACUUUCCAAAGAAGAUGGAGUCAGUAACAACCAACAGAGUAUGGAUACCUACGAUCCAGGAACUCCUUGGGAAACAGAAAAAAUAUAUCAACCCCUGCCAAAAAAAAAUCAAGGCGCAGGGAGCACUUACCAGAGAAGGGGGUGAAAAGACACUGUAAUCAACUUUGGCAGGCAGUGCAUACAAGCAUUUCUCCAUUUUGAUAUGAAAUAGAGCUACUCAAAUAUGUUUGUUUUAUUUUGACGAAGAACGUUGGAACUCUGCUAAUGUUUUACAGUGCAUGCAUUAUCGUGCCAUAGAGGAGAAACAAGUAGUGGACAUACCUUACUCUCGAACUUUUCUCGACAAAAGAAAAGGCAAUCUAAGGCUUACUAAGUUGUAGCCACAACUAACUUUGGUGCAGAACUGUUAAUGCAAGAAAGAAACGUUAAUUAGUUUUUUUCUUACAAAACAACGAAAACAUUUUUAUAUUUAUUUAUUGAUGGUCCAUUUUACAGUAAAGCAAGUACAUGUGGUGUCUAAAUGGAUUCAUAUUUUUAUGACUGUUUUGUAAAUAUCUUUGUAUAUUUUUCGCAAUAAAAUAAAUAUAAUUGAAAGUGAAAAAAAAAA